Dipodomys spectabilis (banner-tailed kangaroo rat) is the source of this 2859-nucleotide messenger RNA. It is a transcript of the gene Ankdd1b, whose product is annotated as ankyrin repeat and death domain containing 1B. Bases 1 to 1851 code for a protein of 616 amino acids. Gene Ontology annotation, molecular function: protein binding. Lineage: Eukaryota; Metazoa; Chordata; Mammalia; Rodentia; Heteromyidae. Gene Ontology annotation, biological process: signal transduction. The record is from RefSeq and is a predicted model, not a curated record. The transcript is spliced from 15 exons.
AUGCCACACCUGAAGGCGGACUCUUCCAGACCAGCCCAAGGCAGGGCAGGGCCCUGGGUUGCCCGGUGGAUAGAGUGGACCCGCUUCUGCGCUCCUGCCCCGCCAACCUGCCACCCAGCCUGCGCCCUGGGUCAGGGUCCCACCGGGCUCUUCAGCCCUCGGGGAGCCAUGGACCCCGCCCGGCGCGCUCUGAAUCGCCGGACGGCAGCCAGAGGGCUGUUGCUCCGGACGGCAGCUGCGGGGAGGGGGCUCCGGGACGACUGGAGGGGUGUCCGGGCUCGGAGUGGCCAAUCUCAGAUGCCUAAGAAGCAGGAGCAGCCUCAGGAGAAGGAAGCAGCAGGUUCAGGACACGAAUCCCUCCUGCCUAAUGAGAGAAGCUUUCAGAAUGCUGCUAAAAGCAAUAAUUUGGACCUUAUGGAGAAGCUGUUUGAAAAAAAGGUCAACAUUAAUGCAGUGAACAUUAUGAACCGUACAGCUCUGCAUUUUGCAGUAGGGGGAAAUAAUCUCUCUGCCGUGGAUUUCUUGCUGAGCCACAAGGCCAGAGUGGAUGUUGCUGAUAAGCAUGGCUUGACUGUAAUUCACCUUGCAGCCUGGUCUGGAAGCUUUGAGAUCAUGCUCAUGCUAGUUAAAGCUGGAGCAGACCAGAGAGCCAAGAAUCAGGAUGGAAUGAAUGCUCUUCACUUUGCAGCCCUGAACAAUAAUGUGAACAUUGUAGAAUACCUCAUCCAAGACCUGCACCUGAAGGACUUGAACCUGCCAGAUGAGAGAGGAAGAAAACCAUUUCUUCUGGCAGCUGAGAAGGGUCAUGUUGAAAUGAUAGAAAAACUUAUAUUCCUUAAUCUACAAACUUCAGAAAAGGACAAGGAGGGAAACACCGCCUUGCACCUGGCUGCCAUGCAUGGCCACAGUCCAGCUGUGCAGGUGCUGCUAACUCAGUGGCAAGAAGUAAAUGAGACCAAUGAGAAUGGAGAAACACCAUUCUUUUUGGCUGUGGAAGGAGGUCAUGAAGAAUGCAGCAAAAAGCUACUGGCAGCAGGAAGUGAUGUGAAUGUGCCAAAUAAACUCCAUGUCAGCGUUUUACAGAUAGCAAUCCGGAAUGGCCACACAUCCCUUGUCAACUUUCUUCUUAGUGAGAACAUUGAUCUGCACCAGAGGAUGGAACCUCAGGAAUCCCCGCUUCACUUAGCAGUUAUCCACAACAACAUCACAGUUGUAAGCAUCUUAUUACGUGCACAGCAUGCUACAGACAUCUUAGAUCAGAGGCAGCGGACCCCUCUGCACAUAGCUGCUGACCUCGGAAACGUGGAGGCGGUGGAGGCUCUGCUGCAGGCAGGCUGUGACCUGAAGCUCACCGACAAGCAAGGAAAGACUGCCCUGGCUGUGGCAUCCAGGAGCAACCACAGCCUAGUGGUGGACAUGCUCAUUAAAGCCGAGAGGUACUAUGCCUGGAGAGAGGAGCAUGAGGAGAGCACCGGGGAGCUCUCAGCAGGUUUCACUCUGACAUUCAAGCAAGACCACUGCCCGGAGACCAGACACAUCCGCACACUUCUCUGGAACCUGGCUUAUCGGCAGCUGCAAGUUAAUGAGUGGCAGAGGUUGGCCCGCUUGUGGAGCUUCACAGAUGACCAGAUCAGAGCCAUUGAGGCCCAGUGGUCAGGAAACCAGAGCUUCCGUGAGCAUGGCCACAGGGCUCUGCUCAUCUGGCUGCACGGGGCUCUGAUGACACAGCCCCACCCUGCCAAACAUCUGUAUGAAGAGCUGGUGCGUGCAGGUUUUCCUGAACUAGCUGAAAAGAUUCGCCAAUUCAAAAGCACAUCUGACUCCAGCUCCAAGAAAUGUGUAGUUUCUUAAAUGCAUAAAGGAACUUCUUUAAAUACACUCAGCAUCCGGUUCUUUUAAAUUCAGUCCUGUUUGUGCCAUGAGUUUCAUUCAGCAGUGCUGAUUUUCCCUCCAAUGAUGAAGAUAGUACUGACAGGUUCCUAGAGCUGAUGACAAAGAAGCUGGACUUUUUUAUAUUUCCCAACCACUGGAAAGUCAUAUUUUCUUUUUGGUUUUGUUCAAGGCAAGUUGCAUGUGAUGCUCAUUUCUGUCACCGGGGCAGCCCAUGAAGAAGAUAAUCUAGGAGGGCUUUGUCCAUGUUUAGAAACAAAGCAGCAUGCAUGGCGACAUGGAGAAAACCAAGUGCUGGAAGAGAUAGAUGUGGUUUUGAAAUUGGGGUUCCCACUUGGGACCUCUGAGGCCUGGGAAUCAAUAUUACUUCAGUUCUCAGAUUGAAUUUCCAUCUGUAAAAUGGGGGAAAUGUCUCUCCUAAGAGGUCAGAGUGAGGAUGAAGAAAGAACAUCUGUCAUGGCUGGGGCCCACGGCCCAGAAAUCAAUUUUUAAGUCUCUUUGGUAACAGAAAUUCUGUUUGAAAAUAGUCACUGGUAACUUUGAAUCACAGAGAAAUAUGAAGUAUUACCUAGGAAAUUCUAGAAAUACACCAAUGUAUUUUUAAUCUCUUGGUAGAUUAAUUACAGGUGACUUUAAUUUUCUUGCUACUUUUUGGUAUGAUCUAAGUGUUUUCAUUAGGAGUAUGCAUUAUUGCGAUCUGAAAAGGUUACAAAAUGAAUGUGAAGUCAAUAUUAAUUCUCAGCAGUUUAUGUCUCCCUAUUUGCUAUAAUUUAAGUGGCCUCACCUGGUCUGCUUUGCUCAUGUGUAACACCUUUGUUAGGUUUAAUUCCACACACCUUAUGUGGUUUGAGCCUUAUAUAAGCUUUGUGCUAGCUGCAUUCCAGGCUGCUGGUCUUUGAGAUAGGAGUCCACCAGCAGUCCUUCAGCUCUCCAAUAAAGAUGCGUAAUUUGGACUUUUAAGUGGUGGCU